CGUGGCGGCGCCGUUGUGCGAGCCGCGGGGUGUGUGUGGGGGGAAGAUGGCGGCGCGCGGGUUGCUGGCGCCGGGGCUGUUCCGCGGGCGGGUGGCCAUCGUCACCGGCGGUGGCACCGGCAUCGGCAAGGCCAUCGCCGCCGACUUGCUGGCGCUAGGUUGCAGUGUUGUUAUUGCCUCUCGUAAAUUUGACCGAUUAAAAGCUGCUGCAGAAGAACUGAAUGCUACAUUUUCUUCCAUGAGUCCUGCCAAAGUGACUCCUGUACAGUGCAAUAUCCGCAAAGAAGAUGAGGUAGAAGCUUUGGUGAAGUUUACACUGAGUCUGCAUGGGAAGAUUGACUUCUUGGUGAAUAAUGGAGGGGGCCAAUUUACAAGUCCUUCUGAAGCCAUCCGUGCAAAAGGCUGGAAUGCUGUGAUAGACACAAAUCUGACAGGCACUUUCUACUGCUGCAAAGCAGUGUACAAUGCCUGGAUGCAGGACCAUGGAGGAGUGAUUGUCAACAUUACUGCUGCUGUGAGAAAUGGGCUUCCUGGAAUGUCGCACACAGGAGCUGCAAGAGCUGCUGUGGAUAACCUAACCAAGACUUUAGCUUUAGAGUGGGCCCACAGUGGAGUAAGAAUCAACAGCGUUGCUCCUGGAAUAGCAUUUUCAGAAACUGCUGUUGCAAACUAUGGAGAACAAGGUACAAUGAUGUGGUUAAGGAGCAUACCAAAAGUUCCUGCCAAGAGAUUAGCGGUUCCUGAGGAGAUCUCUCCUGCAGUGUGUUUCCUACUGUCUCCAGCUGCUUCUUACAUAACUGGGAUAACCAUGGUUGUGGAUGGUGGCAAAAGUUUGUAUAGCUGUCUCCUAGAAAUACCUGAUCACGACAGAUGGCCCCCACCACCAGAAGGAAAAAAUUCUGAAAUGCUUAAACAGCUGCUUUCUGACGAGUUCAAGGCAAAGCUGUAAAAGAAUGAGAUUUCAUCUUAUUUUCAUUUGCACACUUGCUGAUAAUCUUGCCUUGUGAUUUGGGUUUACUAUUCUCAGUAAUAUAAUUUUUUUUGCUCAAACAUAACUACAUUGAGUGUCUGGAUUUUUGUUGGUUUAUGUUUAAAACUUGAAGGGCUGUACAUAUAUUAUCUCUGAAAACACUUGCUGCCCUGAAAACAUCCAGUCUCUUCGGAAGGGAAGAUGUAAAAGACAAAUUCUCCAUCUGCACAAGCAUUGACUAAUGAAUAAUCUCAGUCAGAAGUGAAUUUUAAAAAGACUUAUUUUGAAGUGAAGGGGGUAGAGAGGGAAUGUUUCAGAAUCCAUCUGUUCUGUAUGAAUUUUGAGAUAAGGUAAUUUAGAUUUCUGUUACUAUUAGUUGCAUCAGUAAGAUUUUAGGUAAUUUUACACUAAAUAAAACUCCUGAAUAAUCAAACUUCAUCAGCUGUUAACUCUGCUUGGCCACACACUGAGUGUUCAACAUUUAUUUUAAAGACUAAGUAAAGUAGGUAUUUCUCUGAAAAUAAUUAAAAAUAAGGCAGAAUAUUGUUAUUGAUGUUUCAAACUAAUAUGGCAUAUCACAUUAGUUUGUUGUGAAUGUUGUGAAUUGUUUGCAGAUAUAACAGCGUAAUAGAUUUAAGCUGAUUGUAACUGAAAUUUUAUAAUAGAAUAAUCAGAUAAUAAGCUUUAACAUACAGAGAUGGAAAACUGUAUAGAUUCAGCAAUUUAACAUACAAAAUCUUGAAGGAAAAGCUGUGGUGUAUAUUGCAGUGCUUUCUGCAGCAUGCUGUACUGUCAAAAGAAAACAUGGAAUCCUUAGUUUACCGGUUAAAACACUUUCUAUCCAUAACAUGUUGUCUUACAAUGGUAACACAAUUUUGUUCACCAGUGUCUCUAAAAUAGGUGUGAUUCUUGUGAUCAAUGCAGAGAUUCCAUUUAAGAAACAGAAAUCUUGCAAUGUAUCCCUUUGAGAGUCUAUAUUUGUCACUACUCAGUUUUUAAAUUGACUAUAAGGAAAUAUUCCCAUGUCUGAUAACUUUAAUCAACAUGUAAAAAAUAAGUGAUUUGUUCUAACAACUGGAAUUUGUGGAAUCAAGUUGCUGCUAUAGAAGCAACCGUUUUAGUACUUCAUUUAGUACUUGAUUGUAAGAGUCUUUGCCAGUUUGUUCUCUGCAAAGAUGUUUGACUUUUGUGUCUUUCAUUAAAAUAUAGGAAUUUACAUAGA
Molecule: messenger RNA, 2192 nt
Organism: Columba livia (rock pigeon)
Lineage: Eukaryota; Metazoa; Chordata; Aves; Columbiformes; Columbidae
Gene: PECR
Product: peroxisomal trans-2-enoyl-CoA reductase
Exons: 8
Coding region: 47-949 (300 amino acids)
Biological process (GO): phytol metabolic process
Cellular component (GO): peroxisome
Molecular function (GO): trans-2-enoyl-CoA reductase (NADPH) activity
Source: RefSeq, a predicted model, not a curated record